ACUUCAUUCUCUGUUUAACUCUAACUCCCCCUCCUUUUCUCCACUUGCAACAAUGGCAACAGCAAUGGUUCUCGAUCCAAAACCCUUACCCGACCCACCAGCAACCCGACCCGACUCGUGUUUACCCGACCUGUCCUCCGAUAACGGCGAAGACGAUCUCUACGGUCGCCUAAAAUCACUUCAACGACAACUGGAAUUCAUCGAAAUCCAAGAAGAAUACGUUAAGGACGAACUAAAAAAUCUUCGUCGGGAACAUUUACGUGCACAAGAAGAGGUUAAACGGAUCCAAUCAGUGCCGUUAGUUAUCGGUCAGUUUAUGGAGAUGAUUGAUACGAAUAAUGCGAUUGUAGGGUCUACUACUGGAUCUAAUUACUAUGUUAGGAUAUUAAGUACGAUUAAUAGGGAGUUACUUAAGCCUUCUGCUUCUGUUGCUUUGCACCGACAUUCGAAUGCGCUUGUUGAUGUUUUGCCACCUGAAGCUGAUUCCAGUAUUUCGUUGCUUAGCCAAUCGGAAAAGCCUGAUGUGACCUACAGUGAUAUUGGAGGAUGUGACAUACAAAAGCAGGAAAUCCGUGAGGCUGUUGAGUUACCUUUGACCCAUCAUGACUUGUACAAGCAGAUUGGUAUAGAUCCUCCCCGUGGUGUCUUGCUUUAUGGUCCACCAGGUACUGGGAAAACUAUGCUUGCAAAGGCUGUCGCUCAUCACACUACUGCUGCCUUCAUAAGGGUUGUUGGCUCAGAAUUUGUUCAGAAGUACUUGGGUGAGGGUCCGCGAAUGGUUCGUGAUGUCUUCCGACUUGCCAAAGAAAAUGCUCCUGCAAUUAUAUUUAUUGAUGAGGUAGAUGCAAUUGCUACUGCUAGGUUUGAUGCUCAGACUGGAGCUGAUAGGGAGGUCCAGCGUAUCCUGAUGGAGUUGCUAAAUCAGAUGGACGGGUUUGACCAGACCGUGAAUGUGAAAGUUAUUAUGGCAACUAACAGAGCUGAUACUUUGGACCCUGCACUUCUGCGUCCUGGGAGGCUUGAUCGGAAGAUUGAAUUUCCUUUGCCUGACAGGCGUCAAAAGAGACUUGUUUUUCAGGUCUGUACUGCUAAGAUGAACUUAGGCGACGAGGUUGACUUGGAAGAUUAUGUUUCUCGCCCUGAUAAAAUUAGUGCUGCUGAGAUUACAGCUAUUUGUCAGGAAGCGGGUAUGCAUGCUGUGCGAAAGAAUCGUUAUGUCAUACUUCCCAAGGACUUUGAAAAGGGUUACAGGACCAAUGUGAAAAAGCCCGACACUGACUUUGAGUUCUACAAGUGAUUUUAAAAAUAGAUUAGCAAACGUUUUAGACAUCGACCUUGUACACUCUUGAAUAUUUUCUAUUUGAUGUUUUAUUGUACUACGGGUUUGUCAAACAUCAACUUGCCCGUGCAUUUCUUAUUGCCUCGUAUCAAAGCUGCACCAGUACAUUUUGUUU
Molecule: messenger RNA, 1454 nt
Organism: Lycium barbarum (goji berry)
Lineage: Eukaryota; Viridiplantae; Streptophyta; Magnoliopsida; Solanales; Solanaceae
Product: 26S proteasome regulatory subunit 6B homolog
Exons: 6
Coding region: 53-1297 (414 amino acids)
Biological process (GO): proteasome-mediated ubiquitin-dependent protein catabolic process
Cellular component (GO): proteasome regulatory particle, base subcomplex
Molecular function (GO): proteasome-activating activity; ATP hydrolysis activity; ATP binding
Source: RefSeq, a predicted model, not a curated record